AUGAUAAUUUUCAUGUCCGUGGCCCAGUAUGCAUUUGGUGCAUCUGCAGGCGAUUUGGUCGAGAGCAUGAUUGAACACGAAUUGCCAAAUGAUGGCAAGUUGUCGAAGGGAGAUGUCGGUGUGUUGUCGAAGGGAGAUGUCGGUGUGGUGAAAGGCGUGUCUACUUCAGACCCCAACCGUUUCUUGUGCGAGUUCAAGAAUUCCUUGUUCGAUACGUUGCCGUCCCAGGUGAAGCAAACGAACUUUCGAGUUGGCGACUUGGUCGAGAGCAAGGUUGAACACGAAUUGCCUAAUGGUGGCAAGUUGUCGAAGGGAGAUGUCGGUGUGGUGAAAGGCAUGUCUACUUCAGACCCCAACCGUUUCUUGUGCGAGUUCAAGAAUUCCCUGUUCGAUAUGUUGCCGUCCCAGGUGAAGCAAACGAACUUUCGAGUUGGCGACUUGGUCGAGAGCAAGGUUGAACACGAAUUGCCUAAUGGUGGCAAGUUGUCGAAGGGAGAUUUCGGUGUGGUGAAAGGCAUGUCUACUUCAGACCCCAACCGUUUCUUGUGCGAGUUCAAGAAUUCCCUGUUCGAUAUGUUGCCGUCCCAGGUGAAGCAAAUUUCGAGUUGGCGGUUUGGGCGAGAGCAUGAUUUAGAGUUGUCAUCGGGUAGUGGUACGUCUGUUGUGGUGAUGGGCAUUGCGUGCGCAUGGCUGGUUGGUACAAGUGAGGUAUCGGGGAUGUCUAUUAGGUUCUCUGGUGGGGCGAGUCGGCUGUAG
Prorocentrum cordatum is the source of this 756-nucleotide messenger RNA. Lineage: Eukaryota; Dinophyceae; Prorocentrales; Prorocentraceae. The record is from the annotation of a GenBank genome assembly.